AUGGCCUCUGCCCUCACGCAACUGCUGCGAUGUCCUCUCCUCACUGCAGCUAUUUUCAUCACUGGCAUCGGUGGCACCUUCCAGUACGGUUUCCAAAUAUCUGUCCUGAACUCUCCCUCCACAUACAUCAGGGAGUUGAUUAACGUCACCUGUACGGAGCGGUAUGGCCUUAACCUGCCGCCAUGGCAACUGUCAAUCAUCUGGUCCUUUGUGGUGUCAAUCUUCUUUAUUGGAGGGAUCAUUGGUGUCCACUGCGCUAUGCAGCUGGUGGACAAGUAUGGCAGGAAGAGAUGCCUGCUGCUGAACAACCUGCUGGCGAUCGCGGCGGCCGUGAUGAUGGUGCUGAGCAAGACGGCCGUGUCCUUCGAGAUGAUCAUGGCGGCUAGGUUUAUCUAUGGCAUCAACGCAGGGGCAGCCAUGUUGGUCCACGGCCUGUACUUGUCCGAGAGCGCCCCCAAGAGGCUGCGAGCGAUGGUGGCCUUCACCAUGACCAACUCCAUCUGCAUUGGAAAAUUCACUGGCCAGCUCCUUGGCAUCAGUGAGCUGCUGGGUACAGAGGAGCGCUGGCCCUGGUUAUUGGGGGUUGGUGGUGUGACGGGGCUGCUGCAGAUGAUGACACUGCCCCUGCUGCCAGAGUCGCCCCGGUACCUGCUGAUCAUGAAGGGAGAUGUACAGGCCUGCGAACAGGCCAUGGAUCGUCUGUGGGGCGGUGGUGUGGACCACAGUGCUGAGAUGGCAGACAUGUGUGCGGAGGCGGCGGUGUUGAAGCGGGUAAAGAGGAGGGGGGUGCUGGACCUCUUAAGGGAGCCCUCGCUACGCUGGCAACUCCUCACCGUCAUAUGCCUCUUCACCACCACUCAGAUGAAUGGUGUCAACGCGGUGUACCUGUAUUCGUUCGAUGUGUUCAGGGAGGCAGGUAUAGCUCCUGAUCAGAUGCGCUAUGCUGCUCUGGGCACCAGCCUGUGUGAGCUCUCCUCAUCCAUCCUCUGCGUCCUGGUUAUAGAACGUACAGGCAAGAAGCUGCUUCUGCUGUGUGGAUUCUUUGGGAUGACCACCAUGCUGGCCCUACUCACAGUUACUUUGUACUUACAGAGUGUGCUCUGGUGGAUGUCCUACUGCAGCUUGGUCUUGAUCUUCUUAGACAUCCUUUUCUCCUGUGCAACAGCCGGUUCCACAGUGCCCAUACCUGGGGAGCUGUUUGACCAGUCCUUCAAGGCAGCUGGAUUCACCAUCGGCACCACCGUCAACUGGACUGUCCUCUUCCUUGUGGGGAUGCUGUUUCCACUCGUAGUGGAGUACCUGGACUACCUCUGUUUCCUCAUCUUCCUAGUGUUCUGUUUUGGCACCGGCCUCUUCGUCCGCUUCCACGUUCCAGAGACGCGGAACCGCACGGUUCUAGAGAUCGCCGCCGAGUACAAGAGGAUGCACACGAGACACGCACCUGCCUCUGCCUCGGAUGUUGAGAAACACCCGCCUGUCUCUGACAACCAACACCCACCUGUGGACGUGCAACGCACAGCAGUUGUACCAAUGGAGAGACACACGCAGGUGGCGUGGAGUAAAGACCGAUCCGAAACCGAAGUGGUGCGGUCGGGCCAAAAUCAGAUGGUGCAUGCCACCAGACUCUGAUUGUCUGGCGCUGAGCAGGCACCGCCGACAGCGGGUGGACAGAGGGAUCUGUUGUCCUGGGCUCAGGGAGAGAAGGGCCCCAG
Molecule: messenger RNA, 1712 nt
Organism: Engraulis encrasicolus (European anchovy)
Lineage: Eukaryota; Metazoa; Chordata; Actinopteri; Clupeiformes; Engraulidae
Product: solute carrier family 2, facilitated glucose transporter member 11-like
Exons: 12
Coding region: 1-1629 (542 amino acids)
Biological process (GO): monosaccharide transmembrane transport
Cellular component (GO): plasma membrane
Molecular function (GO): hexose transmembrane transporter activity
Source: RefSeq, a predicted model, not a curated record